CAGCCCUUCCAUUCAUAAGAAGAAAAGAAAAGGAAAGGGAAGAGAGAGAAAAGAAAGGAAAAAAAAUACUAGCUUACAAGCUUAUGUUAAUACUAAUUAUACUGAGUUCAGUUAAAUGCACUGUUAAAACGAGCUUUAGCUGCAGAAAAGCAUUGCCAUAAGUAAUUUUCUUUUUGCAGCAAGGCGUUUACACUUUUAGACACGACGACGCUCCUUUGCGUUACGUUUUACAUCGACUCUGAAGGGAAACCCUGGAUCUGCUGCAGGCAGUAAAAAGUCAUUCAGAUUGUAUUUAACAGGCUGCAGUCGACUCAAUUUUUCCGACGACUUCAGGCUCCAAAGGAGCGCAGCCGCACGCGCACAAGCACGUACAGACACACACGGACUGCUCUGUCCUCCUUUGUUUCUCAAGCCAGUUUGGAGAUGCUCUGCUGGACUGUGAGCAGGGCCUGGCUCUGCUUAUCCUGCUGCUUUUUGCCUGUUAUCUGUUCCCUGGCAGAGGACCCAGGACCAGCAGGUCCUCUUCCUACUUUCCGCUCUGAGCAAGCAUCAGGUGAGCCAGACCUAGAGGACUGGGAAUGGGGCUCUGGGUCAUCUCUUCUGCACUUGCUCCAAAGUUUCCCUGGUGACAGCCCCUUUGUAACAGAGACUCCAGAAAAACAAGUCAACUGCACACAGCGUUUCUGGUUGCCACCAUCCCCUCCGAUCUGCUGGGAAAACAUAGCAGGACCUGUUGAGUUUGCCAAGUCUCGUCUGCUUGUUCUGCAGAAUAGAGCUGCCCUGCAGGCUGUGUCCACCUCCAGCGGGGUGGAGGAGGAAGGAAUCUCUUAUAACCAUCAAGCCAGAGAAGAGGUGCAGGGUAUCCGCUCAGACCACCAGAGUGUGGUAGAAACAAUGCAAACAAUGGAGACUGUGUUUGUCUCUCUGAAGGAGAAGAGGAAAGAGGGAAAGGAGCAAGGGGUCCUCACAAGCCUGAAGGAGCGCCUUUCCAGUACAAGGGACGCUAUAGAUGGAAGAGGACACAUGGCAGACCACCUGGAGGAGCAGUUUUCUACUUUAGAGAAGACUCUGCUCAAUAUUCAGCUUCGACUCAGCAAACUCAUCCAACAGUGAGAGUUGGACACUUCUUAUUUAAACAGUAUUUAUAUACAAACCUUUUGUAGAAAAAUGUAGCCAGUGCAUGCAUCCUCAUCCUCGUUUAGUUUGAGAGAAAACAUAUUUAAUAUCCAUCUUAUGUCAGAGGCUCACCUGCCUAAGCAAAAUCUGUGACCUGGAAUCAGCUGUUAAGGUGAACAUGUUGCUGUUUGUAAGCGUCUACCAUAUGGAGAUUUUUAUGGUCUUAUUAAACCUCUAGUAAAACUGCAACACACUUGUGAAAUUGUGAAGAGAUUGAGUGAGUUGUCAGCCUUCACAAUGGUAAUUUCACACCUAUCUCUUUAUGAUCGAGGCCAUAAAUGAUAUUCAGUACAGCACCAAUCUUUAUUUUCAUAUCAAAUCUAAAUCACAGAUUUGCAAAUACAACAAAAGGAUGCUUUUUUUAACUUGUAUACAUUUUAAAAACUCACAUCUAGUGGACUGAAUGUGAAUUUUAAUUUGGGAAGAGCAUUUUCAGUGGCUUUCUAGUUACACUGGAGAAACAGAGGUAUUUGAACUUUAGAUUAGUUCAAACAACUUUCAAGUAUUUAUGAGCUAAAAAAAAUACAUUUCUUAAAUAUGUUUAGCAAAUAAUAAGUAACGUCUGCAUUUUAGAUUUUGAAAUGAAUGUCAGUAUCUCUAAAACAAUGCAUCCACGUCAAUCAUGUUUUAAAGGCAGUAGUAACUCAGGUGCUGAGACAUCUGUGCUCCAGCUGUGUGGAAUGGAUUUCCAGGUACUGGUCUUUUAUGUGGAAUUCACCUGCAGGCUGUUAAGAGAAAAACAUUUCACUCCUGGUCCAGGCAAAACAUGCAUUAAAUUUAGAUUCUGCCACCAGAAAACCCUCAGACAAUCAGCUGUAGUGGCUAAAAUGCAAACUCAUACCAACUGCCUUAUCAGCUAUGGGAGAACUUUAACCCAAAAAAAAAAAAAAAGUAAUCACUUUAAACAGAAAAUCCAUUCUACAGAAAAUCUAAGGUCUGACUGAGUUGCAGUUAGUCUUAUUCUGCUCUUUUUAAACCAAUGUCACACAUUUUAUUUGCUCCGAAACAAUCUUGUUACCUAUAUUCUUAAGACCCUGUGUCCCAUUUUCUUUGCAUUUGAUCUCUGAGUCUUCACUUGAUUCUCUGGAUUUACUCUCAGUUCAGUGUCCUCUGAUUUUGACCUACACCUCUACAUGAACUUACUGAAGCACAGAGGGAGAUCAAAGUGUCUUUUCUGAAAGUCACGCAGCUCUCAGUGAAAGGCAGGACAUGUACAUGUGAUCACAUCUGUCCAGACAGGAAAGUCGUUUUCUUCUUAAAAAUCUGCUUCCUCUUCUUGCAUUUGCUCCAAAGACUUGAGGUAAUCUUGAGCCAAGAUCUUCUUUGGCAAAAUAUCUGUCAGGUAAAAGAAAAAAAAAUAAAAGUUAUGGUGCAUUAAUACUGUCUUCUGAAUACAUUUCCAUAGAUUAUGCAAAAAAUGGCUCAUUUUUCCUGGAUUAGCCGUGGCUGACCAAAGCAAUCUCACUGUAAAGAUUGACUUUCCAGUAGCAACAGCAAAAA
This is a messenger RNA of Melanotaenia boesemani (Boeseman's rainbowfish), 2676 nucleotides long. RefSeq lists its product as uncharacterized. The transcript has 3 exons. NCBI's taxonomy places the organism in Eukaryota, Metazoa, Chordata, Actinopteri, Atheriniformes, Melanotaeniidae. The record is from RefSeq and is a predicted model, not a curated record. The coding region runs from base 424 to 1113 and encodes 229 amino acids.